Molecule: messenger RNA, 5124 nt
Organism: Dermochelys coriacea (leatherback sea turtle)
Lineage: Eukaryota; Metazoa; Chordata; Testudines; Dermochelyidae
Gene: DCTN1
Product: dynactin subunit 1
Exons: 32
Coding region: 253-4095 (1280 amino acids)
Biological process (GO): nuclear migration; cytoplasmic microtubule organization; establishment of mitotic spindle orientation
Cellular component (GO): cytoplasm; axon; nucleus
Molecular function (GO): microtubule plus-end binding
Source: RefSeq, a predicted model, not a curated record
CAAGAGUCUGGAGCAGCACUAGCGCAAAGUGAGUCUCCGUCAGCUGGGCUGGAUUUUUGUAUACCCAUGUAUUCAAGAAUCCUCUAACGGAAAAGGGUUUUUUCCUCUGUGUGGCCAGACAGAGCGUGGGUUGGGGUGCGGGUAUGGUUGAAUCAACUGGAACAUAACAGCCAAAUCCUUCCUGAAUUACUACUAACCAUGAACUGAGACCAUCAUUUAAAAAAAAAAUCAUUAAAAUAGAGCAACGGCAGCAUGGCCCAAAGCAAGAGACACACAUACAGUCGGGCGUCAAGUACUGGAACCAAGAUGAGUGUGGAAGCUAGUGGCAAGCCCUUGAAAGUGGGCUCCAGAGUGGAAGUCAUCGGAAAGGGACACCGUGGUACAGUGGCAUAUGUUGGUGCCACAUUGUUCGCCACAGGAAAGUGGGUUGGAGUCAUCUUGGAUGAAGCAAAGGGCAAGAACGAUGGAACUGUGCAGGGCAGGAAGUAUUUCACCUGUGAAGAGAAUCAUGGCAUCUUUGUGCGACAGUCACAGAUCCAGGUUUUUGAAGAUGGAGCAGAUACAACAUCUCCAGAAACCCCAGAAUCUUCUGCCUCAAAGGUCCCCAAAAGAGAAUCUUUGGAAGCUGCCAAAGCCAGCAAAUUGCGCGGAGCGAAACCUAAAAAGGCCCCAACAACACGGAAGACCACCACCAGGCGGCCCAAGCCUACCCGGACUCCCAACUCUGCAGCAUCCAGCGGUACAGCUGGGCCCUCUGGCUCCGCUUCCGCCUCAGGGGGCGAGAUGAGUAGCAGUGAGCCCAGCACACCUGCUCAGACGCCUCUGGCUGCGCCGGUCAUUCCAGCUCCUUCCCUGACCUCUCCGGUGGCCCCUCCUUCAGCUCCUUCCCCCACGAAGGAGGAGGAGAACCUGCGUUCUCAAGUCAGAGACCUGGAGGAGAAACUGGAGACUCUGAAGAUGAAGCGAAAUGAAGACAAAGCAAAGCUGAAAGAGCUGGAGAAAUACAAGAUCCAGUUGGAGCAGGUGCAGGAGUGGAAGAGCAAAAUGCAGGAACAACAGGUUGACCUCCAGAAACGUCUAAAGGAGGCCAAAAAGGAAGCCAAAGAUGCAUUGGAAGCCAAGGAACAUUACAUGGAGGAGAUGGCUGAUACGGCUGAUGCUAUCGAGAUGGCAACUCUGGACAAGGAGAUGGCGGAAGAGCGGGCUGAAUCCCUGCAGCAGGAGGUGGAUUCCCUGAAAGAGAAGGUGGAAUAUCUCACAAUGGACCUGGAAAUCCUGAAACAUGAGAUAGAAGAGAAAGGCUCUGAUGGGGCUGCAUCCAGCUACCAGGUCAAACAGCUAGAAGAGCAAAACGCGAGGCUCAAGGAAGCUCUUGUCAGGAUGCGGGAUCUGUCUGCAUCAGAGAAGCAGGAGCACGUGAAGCUUCAGAAACACAUGGAGAAGAAGAAUUCAGAGCUGGAGAGCUUGCGUCAGCAGAAGGAGAAGCUGCAGGAGGAGGUGAAGCAGGCAGAGAGAACCAUUGAUGAGUUGAAAGAGCAGGUGGAUGCUGCGCUGGGUGCUGAAGAGAUGGUGGAGACUCUGACGGAGAGAAACCUGGACCUGGAGGAGAAGGUCCGGGAGCUGCGCGAGACCGUCGGCGACCUGGAAGCAAUGAACGAGAUGAACGACGAGCUGCAGGAGAACGCCAGGGAGACCGAGCUGGAGUUGCGUGAGCAGCUGGACAUGGCAACGGCACGGGUCCGCGAGGCGGAGAAGCGCGUGGAGGCUGCCCAGGAGACGGUGGCAGAUUACCAGCAGACCAUUAAGAAAUACAGGGAGUUGACCGCACACCUGCAGGAUGUGAACCGAGAGCUCAUGAACCAGCAAGAAGCUUCUGUUGAGAGACAACAGCAGCCUCCGCCAGAGACGUUCGACUUCAAGAUUAAAUUUGCAGAGACUAAGGCCCAUGCGAAGGCCAUUGAGAUGGAGCUGCGCCAGAUGGAGGUGCAGCAGGCCAACCGGCACGUCUCCCUCCUCACCUCCUUCAUGCCUGACAGCUUCCUGCGCCACGGAGGGGACCACGACUGCAUCCUGGUGCUGCUGCUCAUCCCCCGGCUCAUCUGCAAGGCCGAGCUGAUCAGCAAACAGGCCCAGGAGAAGUUCGAGCUGAAUGAAACCUGUGCUGAGCGCACAGGCCUGCGGGGUGCCCCAGGGGAGCAGCUGAGCUUUGCUGCGGGGCUGGUGUAUUCGCUCAGCCUCCUGCAAGCAACGCUGCACAAAUACGAACAGGCCCUGAGUAAGUGCAGCGUUGAGGUCUACAAGAAGGUGGGGAUGCUCUACCCCGAGAUGAGUGUCCAUGAGCGCUCGCUGGACUUCCUGAUUCAGCUGCUGCACAAGGACCAACUGGAUGAGACGGUCAACGUGGAGCCACUCACCAAAGCUAUCAAAUACUACCAGCACCUGUACAGCAUCCACCUGGUGGAGCAAGCCGAAGACUGCACCAUGCAGCUGGCGGACCACAUUAAGUUCACCCAGAGUGCCUUGGACUGCAUGGGCGUGGAAGUGGGUCGAUUGCGGUCCUUCCUGCAGACGGGGCAGGAGGCGUCUGACCUCGCCAUCCUCCUCAAGGACCUGGAGACCUCCUGCAGCGACAUCCGCCAGUUCUGCAAGAAGAUCAGACGCCGCAUGCCCGGAACAGAUGCACCAGGGAUACCUGCAGCACUUGGCUUCGGGCAGCAGGUGUCGGACACGCUGCUGGACUGCCGCAAGCACCUGACCUGGGUGGUGGCGGUGCUGCAGGAAGUGGCUGCUGCAGGGGCCCAGAUGAUUGCCCCGCUGACAGAGAACGAAGGGCUCCUGGCCGUGAAGCUGGAAGAUCUGGCCUUCAAAACAAGCGAGCAGAUCUACGGCAGCCAGGGCAUCAACCCCUAUGAGUGCCUGCGCCAGUCCUGUAACAUCCUCAUUGCGACCAUGAACAAGAUGGCCACUGCUAUGCAGGAGGGAGAGUACGACGCUGACCGGCCACAGACCAAGCCCCCUCCUCCCGUCAAUCUGAGGGCAGCCGCGCUCCGGGCCGAGAUCACAGAUGCCGAGGGCCUGGGACUGAAGCUGGAAGACAGAGAGACUGUCGUCAAAGAGCUGAAGAAAUCGCUCAAAAUCAAGGGCGAGGAGCUGAGUGAAGCAAAUGUGCGCCUCAGUCUCUUGGAGAAGAAGCUUGACAGCGCGUCCAAGGACGCGGAUGACCGGGUGGAGAAGAUCCAAACCAAGCUGGACGAGACCCAGGCUCUGCUCAAAAAGAAGGAGAAGGAGUUUGAGGAGACCAUGGAUGCUCUUCAGGCUGAUAUUGACCAGCUGGAGUCGGAAAAGAUGGAGCUAAAGCAGCGCUUGAACAACCAGUCCAAGCGCACCAUUGAGGGGCUGCGUGGAUCCCCAGCAUCUGGAAUCGCGUCCAUCGUCUCGGGCAUUGCAGGAGAGGAACAGCAGAGAGGUGUCGGCGCUGGCCAGGUGAUGGUGGGUGGCUCAGGGCCUGUCCAGGUGAAGGACUCGCCUCUUCUCCUCCAACAGAUCGAUGCCAUGCGGCUGGUCAUUGAGCACCUCAAAACUGAGAACAACCGGCUCAAGGGAGCACAGAUGAAGACCGAGCUGGCAGCGUUGCCCCCUCUGCACCUCCCGAAGCUCUCGCUCCCCAAAGAUCGGCAGGGAGAGGAGGUGGCCUCCGGCACCCUGUACAGGAAGACGAGCCAGCUGCUGCAGACCCUCUACCAGAUGAGCGCCAACACCAAGGUGGUGGACGUCACACGCAGGAGCUCGGCAGGAAGCCCGGCCGCCCAACUGCUGGAGCAGACGGCCCGCCUGAGAGCCCUGAGCAGCACCAUGGACAAGCUGAAGGAUGAAGUGAUGAAGGAGACGGUCCUGCAGCACCCCGGGGCCAAUGUCCUCACCGACUUCGCUACCUUCCCAUCCUUGGCCUUCCUCAAGGCCAAAGAGGAGAAGAAGGAAGAUGCCGUAUACGUUGGCAAAGUGACCUUCCCCUGCCAGCCUGGGCAUGGCCAAGUGCACAAGCUUGUCCUGACACCGGAGCAGCUGUGUGAGCUGCACGGCCGCCUCCUCUCCUAGGGGAACCCCCCACCCCCACAGAGACUGGUGUUCAUUGCACCACCCCCCCACCCCAGCCCGUUGCUCUCUCUUCUCCAAGCCCCUUCUGGGCAGGGACGUGCUAGCCUAUGCAUGCAGCAGACCCCAGCAGAGUGCUCUGGGGCACUGGGGCACUCCCCCUCCCUGUCACAGCCUUGGAUCGCUGGGUUCCAGCUAAAGAAACCACUUGCUCUGCUGCCCCGCUGAGGGGGAACCUUGGCAUAACUGUGUGUGGGUGUGUGUGUGGGUGUGUGUAUUCGCUCCUGCCUGGGUCUCAGCCUGCCCAUCGUCCUCGCUGCCCUCCUGGUGCAUCUGAGAGCUGCCUUUCUCCUGGGGCGGGGGGUGACUGUAUACAUUACACUCACCCCAGCAGCUCCUUGUCCUAACGGCACAGACCUGGCCAGGGAGCUCAUGGCUCCUGAUCCGCUCAGCCCCUGCAAAGCCCUGGGCCGGGCUUUGUGGGGAUCACCACCUUUCUCCAGGUGGGCUUUGAGUGGCAGAGAUGCAGGGACUGGCCCUGCACUGAUGCUGGGAGCGGCAUUGUAACCCCACCCAGCUCAGACUAACUGACCAACAAGAGAAACCCAGCCGGCGGAGAUGCCCCCGUUCUGCCCUGCUUGGUGCUGAGGGUUUGGGCUCCUGGCCAGGCGGUCGGGCCAUGCCUCUAGCUCCUGUCUCUGGAUGAAGGGUUCAUGACAGAGGGUAAAGAGAGCCCCUGGGGCUCCCGCUCUGAACACUACAGAUGCAGUGGGGUGAGUUCAAACCCCGUCACACCAGCUGCUGGUGUCAAACCUCCCCCCCCCCCCCCCAGGGGCUGUGGUGGUCACAUCAGUGCAGCUUUUACAGCCAUGCCGGGGCCGGGAGCCGAGUUCCCCCAUGGCUAGUGGGUGAGUGCACAGAGGAGCUUUGGGUCUGUUGGUACGUGCGCAUGCUGCUGCACCAUCCCCUCAUGUAACCGGUUCUUAGCACUCUCGGGCUCUGGAAAUGAAUAAACUUCAACUGUUAAACCCA